This is a messenger RNA of Metarhizium album ARSEF 1941, 2250 nucleotides long. RefSeq names its product DEAD-like helicase. NCBI's taxonomy places the organism in Eukaryota, Fungi, Ascomycota, Sordariomycetes, Hypocreales, Clavicipitaceae. The record is from RefSeq and is a predicted model, not a curated record. The coding region runs from base 1 to 2250 and encodes 749 amino acids. The transcript has a single exon. Gene Ontology annotation, molecular function: nucleic acid binding; RNA helicase activity; ATP binding. Gene Ontology annotation, cellular component: nucleus. Gene Ontology annotation, biological process: ribosome biogenesis.
AUGGCGGACGAUGGUAUGCUCUUGAACUUUGAGCUGGGCUCUGAGCCUCUCAAGACGCAGGUCAAAUAUAAAGGCGGCCGAUGGCGAGACAGGAAGCGCGCUGAGAGGAGCGCAAACCUGAGGCACCCUCGUCCCUCCUCAGACCGACAGCAAAACGACGACGGCUUUAGAUCGACAAAGCGGCAAAGAGUCCAUGGCGACCCGUCGGCAAGUUAUUCAAGUUACAGACCAGGCUCUCGGCCUGACCGGUCUGGCCACGAUGCCGCCGCAAAUGACGGUUCUACUCAGCACAAGUCAGACCCCACGGCCAAAGGCAGUCGCCAGGUUAUAUCACGCCUCUUUUCCUUCAAUCCGGCUCAGACGACCGAAACUGCAAAUCAAGAAGAAUGGAAAGCGCCGCAGCCAACAAAUGCGCCGCUCUCUAGCGUUGCCAAUUUUGGUUCACUGACACUCUCUACUCGGCUUGUCGAUGCCUUGGCCAAGAUGAACCUGGAACGCCCUACUGCCAUUCAACAAAAGGUCAUUCCGCAUCUGCUGUCUAGUAGCGGUGACGCCUUCGUACAAGCCGAAACCGGUUCCGGAAAGACGUUUUCUUAUCUCCUCCCCAUGCUGCAUAGAGUUCUGAUGCUCAGCAGCCAAGGCGACGGCAAGCAGAUCCACCGAGACUCCGGUAUUUUUGCAAUCAUCGUGUCACCUACCCGCGAGCUUGCGAAGCAAACACAUGCCGUUCUCGAGCAGCUUAUAAAACCAUUUCCAUGGCUUGUAUCGAGCGCACUUACUGGUGGAGAGUCUAAAAAGGCCGAAAAGGCAAGGAUUCGAAAAGGUGUCAACUUUCUGGUUGCCACACCUGGUCGCCUGGCUGAUCACAUCGACAACACAAAAGCUCUGGACAUGGGUACUGUUCGCUGGCUUAUUCUAGACGAAGGUGACCGGCUCAUGGACCUGGGUUUUGAAAAAGAUUUGCAGAAGACGAUUAGCGCUCUUAAUAAAGUAUCCAUCGUCAAAACCACAGGGGCGGGAACAUCUCUUGAGAGCCUGCCCGAGAGACGAGUCACGGUACUGUGUUCAGCCACUAUGAAGAUGAACGUCCAAAAACUAGGAGAAAUGAGUCUUGCUGAUGCAACGUUUUUGGCCGCCGAAAAUAGCGACGACGACGGCAAAAUCAACGAGGACGUUGUUCACAAAGCCCCGGCCCAGCUACACCAAACAUACAUUGUUGUUCCCUCCAAGCUUCGCCUAGUCACGCUUACGUCGUAUCUCAAAUCGGUCUUUUCUAGGCGUGGACGGACCAUGAAAGCUGUUGUCUUCAUGUCAUGCGCCGACACUGUUGAUUUCCAUUACGAAAUGCUCCGCAACCCCAACGAAACAGACUUGCCAGCAUCUGCACCAACGGACAAGGAGCUGAUUGAGAAGACAGUUUCCAAGGCCGCAUACAUCACAUCGCCCGCAAGCCCAAACGUCAUUUUGCAUAGGAUGCAUGGCUCACUAUCUCAACCCAUUCGGACAGCAACCCUUAAAUCCUUCUCCGCCUGCAAGUCACCGUCUCUGCUCAUCACCACCGACGUCUCAUCUCGAGGCUUAGAUAUUCCCUCCGUCGAGCUGGUCAUUGAGUACGAUCCAGCAUUCAGUUUCGCCGACCACAUCCACCGCGUGGGGAGAACAGCCCGUGCCGGCAGGUCCGGCGACGCCACGCUCUUUCUCCUUCCCGGAAGCGAAGAAGGCUACAUUGAGCUCCUCAAAUCCUCGUCUCCUCCCUCUUCGCAAUCAUACGACAACAUCCUCAGAACGGGCUUGAUGGGCAAACUCGAGUUCCCUGUCGAAACCUCGGCCACCUCCGCAGACGGGCAAUCAUACCAUGAUAAGGCCGAGGCACUGCAACUUCAUUUUGAGCAGCGCCUCCUACAAGACACCAAACGUCUGGAGCUUGCACGCAACGGUUUCAAGUCUCACAUCAGAGCGUACGCAACGCACAUCCGUGAAGAACGAGUCCACUUCGACAUCACGCAGCUUCACCUGGGCCACGUCGCGAAAAGCUUCGGUCUGCGCGAUCCGCCAGGCGGCAUAGGCGCGGGUAUCGAUCGCAAAGCCAACAAGAAGAAGGGCCCGGCCAACUCCAAGGAUCGCCACGUUUCCUGUAAGGACGACGACACAUUAUCAGUGGCUGUGGAUCAGAAGCCAGCCAGGGAUAGUAUCAGGCAGAAGAGCAUGCUAUUGAUGAGUAAUACCGCAGAUGAGUUCAACAUUGGUUAA